CUCAGUUCAUCUUCACUUCUUACUACAAAUAAAAUCAUUAAAAGUUAAUUUAAUAUCUGAUUAUGAGUCUCUGAUUUCUCUGUGACUCGUCCUGCAGGAUCCAGCCGCUGUCAGACGCUCUGGGAGAUCUCUACAGCGAGUUCAACACCCUGAAGGAGCGUCUCUCUGAGCUCACCUCAAAGUUUGACCGGGUGGAGUCGUUCGUGGACGAGGUGAGAUCAGGGAGGAAGCCUGCAGCACCCAGAGGUGAACCCAGACCCCCGGGGUCUCUGUCAGGAAAGACGGAGGCCGCUGGGACUGAUGAAGGUCAGCCUCAGAGGAGGAGGAGGACCAGGGUGGUGGUCCGGAGAGUCAAGAUACCUUUAGGUUCGCAGGUCUAAGGAGAGAAGGGGGUCAAUCACAGGAUCGUGGACCUUUAAGGUGUGGAGUUAAGGAAUAAAUACUUCUUUAAAAGACCUCAAACUCUGAGGAUGAAGUCUUUCUUCUACAGGGUUUUAUUCACCAUCACCUUUAUGGUUUUAGGGACCAAUCGUGAACAGACAAGUACAAACAUUUUUCUCAAAGUAAGUUAAUAAUAUUGGAGCUCUGAUGUUGAGAAAUUCUUCUUUUCUGUGAGGGAAACAAAAGUGAAGAAAAGGUGUUAAAUUGAUGAAACUGAUGAAUUGACAUACUGUAAAAGUUUUUCUGAACUUUUAGGAGGAAACGAAAAAAUUUGACACUUUAGUUUUCUUUAAUUUGGAUUGUCUUUCCAUCCUAAACUUUCAAGCAAACAAAGGACUUUUUUUUUCUUCUAGAAACUGGUUUAACCCUCCUCCUGUGUUAGAGUCUGCACCGACCUGUUUUAGAUCUUAAAUGCUUAAAAGAACCACUUUUAGAGGAAAAACUGAACUCAUAAGUGCACUGACAGUUAGAUCCUCUUCCAAUCAUGUGAGAUUUAGGAAAUUCUCAUUCUUCCAUGUUUUUCCUGCACAAAAAACAUGGAAGAUGUCUGUGUGAGGGGUAAACUGACAAAGAAAGGCCCAGAGGACCACAACAAGAAAUAUUAUAAUCAAUAUUUUCAUGGAUAAUGAAACUGAACAAGGUAACCUAGAGAUGAGAACCAAACUGGAUGAUAGAGAAAUGUUUUUAAUUUACAGCUGAUUUAAGACUCGGGUCAGAACUGACUCUUAACAUAGUGGGUAUAAAGUAAAAGCGAACACAGGAGGAAAGUUAAAUGUCAUUUAUGACCCUCUUCUUCACUCUGCAAUACCCUACUGUACCACUAGAGGCUCCACUGCACCACAAACAUAUUGAUCUUUAAUGAGUCUGUAGACUUAAAAAUCUGUGGGAUGAAUCAGCAUUUUACAAAAACAAACAGUUUUCAGUCAGACUUCAGUAAUCAUCAUUAAUCACAUUAUCAUUGUAUCGUAUCAGAAUUAUUGACUGUAGAGGUAGGAAGGAUUUUCCAUGUCUGAGAUGUUUUUGUAUGUUUCUUUCAAAUAAAACUCUAUUAUUUAAUUUUGACAACUCAUUUUUUUCACUGAGAGUACUAGUGUUAAUAUCAGUAAUGCAAUAACAAACAAGUAUAGCAAUAGAAAAUUUAUAUGUGGGUUACCUAAGAGUCAUAAUCAUAUCAGUUUUAACAAUGAAAGUAAACGCACUGAUGGUACAGAUAAUUUUGGGUUGCAUUUUUCUGUAAAUGAAGUUUCAGUUUGUAAGUUAAUGUGUGUCAGUUGAACUCAGACUGUAGAAAAUAUCCCCGGAUUUACAGUGAACUGACAGAGUUUUCGUACGAGGAAAAACAUUAAAAUGCUGAAUUACCCGAAUCCUGAAUUAAUUAGAUAGUCACUGUUUAUGUUUCCUGUCUGUCGACGUUGAAUAUGAAAGUUCCGAUCAUCACCUGAACGCAUCAUAAGUUUCUUCUUUGGUGAAUUUGAGACAGAAAUGAAACUGAAACGUUUAACUGACAGCCAGGGACUGUCCGCAAACUUGAUACUAAACAAAGAACAACAUCAUUUAAAUACGCUGUAGCAGAUAAUCUAACAUAUACACAAUCAAUCAGAGGUUAAUUACCUAAUAUUUUAUUGAUUUAAACUGUUAGCUCGUUUAGUUAAUUUAUCGUUGAAAGAACCGAGCCUCCGGGAUGAUUAUGGAAAUUUCUCGACGGUCCCUUAAAUCUUCCUGAAGGAGCUCCAUCAGCUGAUCAAAUGAUCGUUUCGGGUAAAUGUACCUGACUGUCUGUUGGUGUCUGACACAUUUGAUCAUGACCUGAGCUGUUAUUCUCACCUGUAAAGACAGGUAAGUUAACGAAAUCCACUUUUUAAGGUUUAAAUGUCGGUUUGUUUUAGUUUUUGGUCACACGUUUAAGAUUUUAGACCAAGUGCUAGAGGUGAAAAGUAAGUAUUUGGUUACUUUUACUAACGCUAUUGUUAAGUGAAGAGUUUUUGUACUUCUAUCUAUCUUACUAUCUUUAAAAUCGUUCUUAACUCUUUAAUUUGCACCGUUUGACAAAGUUACAGAGUCCAAUAACCCUAAAAAACAAGUUUUCAUCCUGACAGCUUUAAAAGCUGAACAACACUUUAAUCUAACCAAGUGACUUUUCCUCGUAGUUAACCACAUGAACUAUUUACUCUUAAUUAAAGCUUCAUUAACCUGACAGCUACAAACAUAAACUUUAUUUUAAGAUAUGUCAAAUAAGAAUAUUCCUGUCAUGUCUGUUGAAAUACGUAUAAAAUCUAGUUUUAAGUUAUAAUAAUCAUAAAAACGGGGCUAUUUUGACUCCUUAUGAUCAUUUAACAGUCCUGUGACAGUGCUGUGAUUGAAUCUCAGUGACAAGUAACUACUUUUUCAUGUAUUUGUAUUUCUAUCAGCUGUGACCAGAGAAACAUCUUUGCAUCCUGGCUCAAGACCCUUCUUUUUAGCUUAGCUUUUAACUGAUAUUUAGUUGUUUUAUCUUCAUUUGUUCUAGUUAGCCUAGGUUUAUUUUAGGUCUGUGUUUCAUAUUUUAGUUUUUACUUGUUUUUAACCUUUUAUCAUUUUUAGGACCCCCCAGUGUUUCCUCUGAGGGAGCCCUCGGCACCGGGAGCGGUGGUCGCUUGUGGUUGCAGGGGCCGGUCACAGGGUUCCUGUCUGACACAUCCCUCCUCUGUCCCUGUGUCGGUGUCCUGUGGCUGCAGGCGGCUCUCUGCUCCUGGUGCUGACGGCUCCUCUGAUGGCGCUUUCUCAACUGGUUCAUCUGAACUCAGCCUCAUGUCCAUUAUCUUAGUGUGUGCAUUAGGGCCCGACCGAUUUAUCGGCGAGCCGAUUAGCAGCCACCUGCUAUUAGCCUCGCUACACUGUUAGCCGUGCCAGUAACGGUAGAAUAAACAUCAGUACAUAUUACGUGAUCGAGCUACUUCUCUCACUGAGGCAGCCGCAUGUCUCCAGAUGAGACCGGACCGGAAAUGUGUAAUGUGAGUUAAGACGUGGAAGCACCGAUCGGCCAAUUAAUCGGUAACCGCAUUCCCUCCCCCUAGUAAUCGGUAUCGGCACUUCGGCCCCCCAAAAAAUCCAUAUGGUGGGGCCCUAGUGUGUAUGUGCGGUGCGUUGGCGUGUGUGUGGGUGGGGGGUAAUGGGGCAGCUGGGAUAGUUUUUUGUUUUUAAUUUGACUGUAAAGCACUUUGAGUCACAUUCCUGUAGGGAAAGCUUUAUAAAUAAAGUUUGAUUGAUUGAUUGAUAGUUCCCCAAACAUGCAAAUAUAGGCAAUAUUACAAUCCAUAAUUAACCACAAACUGUAACAAAAACAAGCACAAGAAUGAAACCACAGCACUGAGUUCUUAACCCAAAUCUGUCAGUUUAAUCAUAAAUUCACCAGAUAAUUACAGUAAAGUAAGUCUGUCAGAGAUUUAAAAACUAUUAAACUGUGAUUUUUACUUUCAGAGACACACGACACACGAACAGGUUCUCCUUUGAGUGAGAGCAGCUCCAGAUGGAUGAGGGAGCAGAAAACCUCUCCAGAACUCCUGGAUCUGGAUCCCAAAAAGUGGAGGAUGUAGCGACCAAAAUAGCGAAGAAAAAAAAUAAAAAGGUAAAAACACCGUGAUAAAAACACUGCUGUGAAAUAACGUCAAACAAGGUCUGUGGUCUUCAGUGGAAGUUUGUGUUUUCAGGAACAAGGACAGAGUCCAAGCAGGAAAGUCCAAGAAGACAAGGAGAAAAGGAGGUGGAGACGUCAGAGAGGGAGGAAGAGAGAUACCUCUGUGAAAGGAGGAGCAGAUGGAGGCAGAGAGAAGGUGGAGGUGAUGGAGACAAGCAGCCAAACUGAGGAGAGCGCAUUUACAGAAACACAACCUGUGGAUCAAGGAGCGGACGACAACCAGAAAACUGUGGGAAUGACCGAAGAGAAAGGACGCAGAGACCCUCCGAUGGUCCAGGCUCAGACUCAGACAGAGAAACAUGAAGGAACCACCAGAAGCACUCAAACUCCAGCUGUUCUUCAGAGCCAUCAGGAAACACAGACGGACCUCGAAAAAGAUGAUAAGACUGGACCAAACGUUAAUGAAGCCGAGCCGGCACCAGACAAACACACACCUGAACCCGAACAGAAAACUCCACACGAUCACAAACCCUCAUCAGAGACCGAGUCUAAAGAGGAUCAACCUCCUGCAGGAUCCUCAGCGCCUCCUUCAACCACUCAAACUGGAAGCGAUGAGAAACCGCAGUCUUAUGCUUCAGCUGUUUCUGGACAGAACCGGGCUGGUGUGGAAACCCGAAGAGCUGCAGAAAAAUCUACAGAAACAUCCCAAAACACACGGUAGGUUAAAGAUUAAAAACAAGCCAAGUUAAAGGAUUUUAAAGAUGUGAACGAUUCAGAAAAAAAAAAGUUGGAGAAAGAAUCAAAAUAUGUAGAAAAGUGAUAUUUUCAACUCUCCCCACAGGGAUCGAAGUCCAGUCAGACCUCCACCUGAUGUUCCCAUGUUCACCUUCUACAUCUACGCCAUACUGGACAAAAAAUUCAGAUUCAACACAGAGCAUGACCAGCUCGUUCUUUAUGCUGACGGAGGAUAUUCUCUUCUGAAAAUGACUCGGUUUUUGUGAGUAUGAAUACUGAUUAUAUAUACUGUAAUUCACAGAUGGAGGAUUUAAACCUGUUACAGCUCAUGUCUGAGUCUGAUCAGGAGCUGAAUGCUCAUGCACUUUGGCAUUUCCGUGUGGCCACUUUGAGUAAUGGCAGAAUACACAGUUUAAAGCUAUUAAGGCUUACUAAGAUUGUAUAAAUCUAGACUCUGAGUGCAUCUAAAGGAGCAGACCUCUGACAUGAUAAGUGUAGGUUCAGUCAUUUUAAAGCACGUCCAUGAUUGUCUGUUCAGGGGACUCAAACAAGAAGGUUAUCUGGUGGAGGCGAGUCUCUCCGUUGAAGAGCGAAGGUUACGAAGAGGGAGCUGGUUGACUUACUUGUACGGUGUGAAGCAGCGGCACAAAGAGAUUUCAGGAACUGCAACCAGACACAUUCAAAUCCCGUACAACUUAAACAUUAAAGGUAAGACAAGUGAAGCGUUUACUAACAUCACUGCUGCAGGUUUGUCUCUGUCUCACACAGAGUGUCUCUGUGUCUCAGAGCUGCACCUGUACGAAGGCUUCAUCAGCCGCCAGGAGCAGAGUCUGUUUCAGACCGGUCUGCAGAUGGUCGGCUUGAAGAAAUUAAAAGGUGUGGAGAUAUCAGACGCCUGGCAGAACUCAGCCAGAGAGCUGUUGAGCAGAAUCUUCCAAAAGUGGACCCCAGCAGACAAACAGAGCACUGACAGCUUGUGUGAAAAGUUAGGACAUUUCAUGUGGAGUCUGGGCACUGCACAUGAGAGGAUGGCAUUCCCAGAUAACUCACGACCUCCUGUCGUCAAGGUCGGUGCAAAAACAACCAUCAAGUCAUUUUUAUGAUUAAUUUACUGACUUUAUUUGUCACUAAAUGAACUUGUCAUUUAAAGACUCCGGAGCUGGUCUCAGAGACUCUGGUUCAGAUCCUGAAAGCAGACCCAGAUGAGAAAGUUCCAGGCGGUUGGAGGAACAGCAAUCCUCUGGUUCUGGGACUUUCUGUGUUCAUGGUGACCAGACAUUGUAAGGUCAACCUCGGGGUGAAAGGCUGGGGGGAUCUGUGUCAGCUGGUGAGCUCAGAGACCGCGAUGGAGAAGAAAAACCUGGACGGGUUGAUCAGUUCGCUCCAGAACGCACAGUAGUAAGUUUGUUUUUCUGAAGGGGGCGGAGUUUACUCUGGUUUUUGUGCUGCAUAGAGUUAGUUCAGGCAGGCCGUGAGUGGUCCUAACUCCAGUCCAUACCAGCUAACAGCGCAACACUCAACCCGCCUCCACCCCAGCUCCUCCUCUUGAUGCUAAAUCUGGAUCGUCUGUUUCCUAAACCUUCACAGAGGUUCUGAUCUCUGACACUGACUCCUCUCUCUCUCUUUCAGCAUCGUCCUGGGUCUGGCGAACCUCUGUGCCCAGCAGACGGUGUCCGAGCUCAUCCUGCUCAUCCCUCUGCUCUUCAGGCUCAGACAGCCGGGGGCCAACGCGGCAAAAGUGGGUCCAACUGUGGAGGAGGAGAACUGGUCAGGACUUGAAAAUGUCGACUUCAGCAGGUUCAGGGAGAAUGUGAAGUCCUACCCUGACAAAAAGAAGUGAGUCCACGUCAGAGCAGCUACACCCAGGUUUUUCUAAAGCGUGGAUCGUGUCAUGAUGAAGUGUAAUCCUGCUUUUCUCACAGGAGGAUGCUGACUUUGAUUCAGACUCAGUUACCUCUGGUUAAAGAGACGCCUUUGCUGCAGCUCAGCUGGUCUUCUCUCCUCGCAUUCGAGGAUCUUCCUGAAUUUUCAGACCUGGCAGGAGUCCCUGUGGAGCACCUGAUCCAGAGUCUGAUGUACAGACUCAGGAAAAGCGGAGAGGAGAAAGACAACAGCAGAACACAAGAGACGGUGAAGGUGGGAUAACCUGCGUAUAAUAAUAUUGAACAGGAUUAAUCCUCAUCUGAGCUUUUUUAAUCCUGUUUGUAUUUUUGACUUUUACAGAAAACUUUGACGUUCAUCCUGCCGAAGAUCGACCAAGAGAAGGAGAGGUAAAGAGAGGAACAUCUCUGAUACUCUGAGUGUUUUUUGCUGUUUCUGAUUUUUACUUUGUCAAAACAGACUGGGCCAGUCCGGACGGAUACAACCGGCUUUCCUGAGCAGCGUCGGUGUGGCGAAGAACACCUGCAGAGCUGUGCGGCUCGUCUCUGGAUACCAGACUGUGAUUCUGUCCUACCAGCUGCUGCUGAAGUUAGCAAAGAGUUUAGAGGCUAAACUGAAGGACGAGGUGAUAAUCCUUUUAUUUUGCAGCAUUGAAGUGAACACAGUGUUAGUUCAGUCAGCUCAGCAUCCAAUCCAUGUCAAAUUAGCAGCACCUUUAAAACUGCGUUAGCCUUCCUGCUUCCUCUGAAAACUGCUUUGCAGUAUUAUGUCUGCUCUUCAGCACUCUGGUGGUCUUUGCUGCUGCUCUCCCCGCCUUGGUUCUUCAUGCAUACACAUGCAGAAGCGCUGAGAUGAUUACCAACUGUUUCCCUUCUGUACUUUUCAGUCCUCAGAAGACGAGUUUGAGACCGUGAAGCAGAAACUCCAGGAUGAGCUCUGUGCCGUGCAGCUGAGAAUCAACCAGUGGAGAGACGAACUUCUGCAAAAACCUCUUGUGACUCCGUCCAAAACACUCAGCUACCUAAAAGAAAUCGAAGUUAGUGCUCUGAGAAUAUCUGCACGUCAAGCUCGGUCAUUUCUCAGUUGGAUUUGGUUUUUAUUGAAUUUUUACUAAGUUGUUUUGCAGAAAUGAAAGAAGCACAAGAAGUCAAAUCUAUUUCCUGUAACUCUGCUGUGAAACUUCAUCUUAAGUCCUCUUUUAAACUCACAGAUGUGGGAUGCUCUCCUGAAAGUAGCAAGCUCUUCUGAAGAAGGUCCAUCCAGUUGGACUCUGAGCCUGAAAAAAGACCUGAAGAAGAGGAUCUCCAAAGUCAGUGCAGGUUUUUCUGGGUCUUUUCAGAUCAGAGGAACAUUGAAACGGGAGUCUUGAACGUGUUUCUGCUUCUUCUGCAGGUUAGUGAGGAGGACCGAGUUCUGCUCUGCUGUCUGGAGUCGACUUUAGAAUCUAUCAGGAAGAGCCAUGACGCUGUGCAGAGCUGUUUCAGUGAGCUGUGUCAGUCUGCAAUCAAGACAGUCUGCCAGGUACAGAGCAGAGAGCGAGGGGGUGGAGCUUGUUUGGGCUGGACGCUCUACCUCCCCUCAAUACUUGGACAGUUUUCGUCCUAGAUCCUUGAGUUUGAGUUUAAUGUGUUUUUAUGUUUUAGAGAGAACAGGAGGGAGACCUGCUUCGGUUCCUCGGGUCUAAGGUGAAGGAUCUCCCUGAGGUCGUCAUGUCUGCUGUUGUUGUCGAGUCAGCCUCACGGUUCAGAGACGACUCCGUCCUCCAGCUGCUCCAUCCACAGUCUGCUGUCAACCACCUUCUGACUCAAGGUGCUUCAUUUCAUUGGAGCAUAAAUAUAUCUAAUAUAUAUUUUUACUUAGUGAGGGUUGUAACGUCUCUGUUUUUUGUCCAGGUGACUGGAAGUCCAUCCGUGUGGAUGAUGCUGCAGGGCUGGUCGUCCACAGCUCCUUGACUUCAGUUAAAUCCCUGGUGGACUCUCUGCUUAUAGGAAACAUUUCUCUGGGACACCUGCAGGCCUGUCUGAAAUACAAGGAGCAGUUUAAGAGACUUCACCAGCAGUGUAUGAACCUAAAAAGCACCUGUGUUAUAACGUUUAAUUUCUCUUGAAUGGAAAAAUAAUGACUUUAUGGUCCACAGAUAAGAAAAAUGCUGACUCCGAGGUCGUUCCUGUUGACGCUGAGGUCGUUUUGACUCAGAGAGAGAAGGAUUUGAACUCUUUCCUGCUGCGGAAACAGCAGAUGGACACGCUGAUAAAGAUGAUAGCAAAGGUUACAGAAAGCAUCAAAGGUAAGUUCAACAUGAGACGUCAAAGUUGGAGAACUUUGCUAAAGAGUUUGGUCCAGUUUUAUCUUCAUGACUCUGAUUUCAACAGCUCCUGAGGUGUCGCCCCUCGAGGUGCAGCACACCACAGAUCUUCAGAACGUGACCCUGAACAAACUGGUGCUGGUUCAGUCCUUCGAUUCUAACGGGAAGCUGGGGAAGAUGGGUCCUCCACAGAUCCUCUGGUACAACACCAGUCUGAACGUGUUAAAGAUGGCCAGUGAGAUGCACAAACUGCAGAACAGCAACCUGAUUCUGUCCUCCUGGGUCAAGGGCGCUGCGUCUUUGGCAUCAAUGAGACAACCCGCCUCAGCCCCCGUUACAGUCAGCCUACCACAGAUCUGGGAGAACAUCUGGAAGCCUCUGGUGACAGAGUUCUGCCAGAUUGGGGUCAGCAUCGCAGACGCAACUAUCACCUUCAGGCAGCUGGACCAGGUUUUACUGGAGUCUGGUGACGAAGGAAACGGGAAGCUCAUGAGAUCAGAGCUGAGUCUGAUGUCAGAGACUUUCAGUGAGUCCGGGAGGCUCAACUGGGUGGAGAACAGACUCGCCCAGAUUCAGGAGUAUCGACAGCUCCACGAGGCGGCGGCUGCAGCCUGCGCUGUGCUGAAGAUCGCAGAGGAGCUGAAGCUUUCCGGGGACUUUACAGAGAUCCAGAAUCUGGGCCAGCUGGUAAUUAAGACUUUAAAAUGAUCAAGUUAAGAUAGCUGUGUUUAAAGGGUGGUCGAAACACACGGUUUAUUUAAAAAAACACAGAAAGGUCAAUUUAAUGAAGCCAAUCUGGACAUUUUUUCACUGAUGAUCUGCAGCUGGAGCUGAUUAGCUAUUAUUAUCCAUUAUUAUAUAUUAUUUUGACCCUCUGAGCCAUCGUAGCUUUGAGUUUCCCUCAAAUAUACUUUAACCUAAAUAAAAAUAGCGACUUUUACAAAUAUCCAUGCCUGAUUUUCGACAGGAAGAAGACAUCUUCAAGCAGAGGACUCUGGGGUCCCUCAGUGAGGACCUGUUUCGGGCCAAACAGCAGCUCUCCUCAGUCUCCAAACUGAACACUGCCUGUCUGCAGGAGUUUCUGGAGAGUCAGACUCUGGUCAACUGGGUCAAAGAAAACCUCAGAAGUGAGACACUUGCUGUAAUGAAAUAUCUGCUCAUCAUUGAAAAGACUGAUUGUCUUGAGUUUUGCAGAUCCUGACGUUGAUCUCUUUGCCCCCCUCUCUCAGAUAUGAGCGAUGUGAAGGUCUACGUCGACCUGGCCUCUAUUUCUGCUGGAGAGAACGACGCAGAGAUCGAUCAGGUAGCCUGUUUCCACGAUGCAGUGAUGGGUUACGGCCCUCUGCUCUACUCCCUCUCUCCUCAUGCCGGCUUUGAGGAGUUCAUGAGGUGUGCUCAGCAGGUGUGGGACACCCAAAGUAGAGAUGAGAAGCUACCUGACAAACUGGUAUUUACUCCUCCUUUAUUAACUUUUAUUAAUUAAAAGUCCUGUUACUGUGGCAAUGUGACAAUAAUGCUACCAGGUUUGUUUUCCAGAGAGAGUCGACUCGACUGCUGAGCUGGCUGAAAGCUCUGAAGGAGACCCACGGCUCUGUGGAGCAGUCCUCUCUCUCACUGGCUUCUUCUAUUAACGCUAAUGGAGUUUAUCAUGUGGGCUGGUCGGAUAAAAACACAGAGAAGGUGAGAGUACUAUCUCCCAUUCAAAGAUCAUUACAGAUAAGAAAACGACAUAAGUUUCUGGAGUUUUUCUCUUUCCUCUUGUGAGCAGAGAUGUCUCCAAAACAUGGUACAUGUCACGGUUAAAAAAGGCCGAGAGCAGAAGAGCUACAAGCUGGAGGAGCUGCUGGAGCUCCAGAACAAACUCAUGCUCAUGUCCUCCAAAGGAGAGCACGGCAGGGAACAGGUGAACAGGUUCAUGGAGGUCAGUGUUUUUUAUUAAGAGACAUCAUCAUCUUUAAAGCUGAACUUCAUAUCUUGGUUCUACCGUCACUGUCCUUUUUCUAAACUUUUGUACCAUAGAAUAUUCUUUAAUUUUCUCCUGGACCUAGCAAAAUGUCACAAUACAAUACGAUAUGAUACAACAUGAUACAUGUUAUAUGAUAUGAUAUAAUACAGCAUAAAACGAUUCGAUAUGAUAUGAAUUUGUGCAACAUGAUUCAAUUUGAUAUGAUACAAUAUAUGCAAUAUGAUACGAUAUAUGAGCGAUAUGAUAAGAUAUGAUAUAUGAUUCUAUAUGUGAGAUAUGAUAAGAUAUACAAUAUGAUACAAAAAGAUACGAUACAAUAUGACAUAUGAUAUGAUACAAUAUGUGUGAUAUGAUAUAUGAUAAGAUACAAUAGGAUACAAUAUAUAAUAUAAUAUAUGAUACGAUAUGUGAGAUAUGUAAUGAUACAUGAUAUGAUAUGAUCUGUUAUGCUAUGAUAUGAUUUGUGCGAUAUAUGAUACAAUAUGAUACAAAAUGAUACAUGAUAUGUGCGAUAUGACAUGAUAUUAUAUGAUACGAUUUGAUAUAAUAUGAAAUGUAGUGAUAUGAUAUGAUACGAUAUGGUAUGAAAGGAUAAUAUACUGUAUGAUAUGAUAUAUGAUAUGAUAUGAUACAAUACCCCUAUUAUAUAUUCAUAUUAACCCAUAGGAGUGGUUAGAUGAAAUCACCUGUUGUAAUCAGCUGCUUGAAUCUCUACCCUACUUACAUUCACUUUAGGUUUUUGAAGGCGUGCAGAGACUGGGCGCCAUCCUUCUUCAGAUGCAAAUAUCCGGGAACAUGCUCUUCAGAGAAUGGCGUGCUGAGGUCCAGUGUUCCCCACAACAGCAGCCAUGUAUCAAAGUCACCUUUUGGUCCCUGAUGGGUAAGGAGAUGUUGUUCUACGGGCAGGUGACCGAGCAGCUACAGGAGCUUGCCCACUCCAUGGAUACCUGCCACAAAGAAUGGUGUUCCUUCAUCGGUGAGAUGCGCUCCAGCUUCAACUUGUUGAACCACUUCACCUCAGAACAGAUGGUCUACUUGUGCCACUGCAUACACAAAGUGGGCAAAGGAAAGGCGGCAGUCCCUGCACAGUUCUGGCAUUUACUUUUCCCCAUAAAGCCUCAGUGCACGCUGAGUGAUGUCAGAGCAGCUUACACAAACGCAGCGAGAAUGAAGUCAAAGCACGAUGAAGAUGAGUUGCACAAUCCAUCUAGAGAUGAAAUACCAGCUGACAAAGACAUGGAAGAGGUUAAUGAUUUGAUGCAGUUUUCCUCAGAGGAUGAAGAUGAAGUUGACGAAGAGUGCGAAGCAGUUGGCAUCAGGAAGCCAAAUAACGACAGUCUUGAAAAGCUGUGGUGCCAAUUUAAGGCCAACAUGCCCCAGUACCUUCAUGAGUGCUUGGACAUCUCGUCUUUGGCCCACUUCCUCUCGUGCCUUUCUGAAAUGAAUGAGCAGCACCUGAUCAGGAACCUUCCACCGAUUCUUCAAGAGGGGAAACCCAACCUUGUGCUUUGUCCUAGUGCCGAAGUUUUCACCACGGUCCUGUCCUUCUACAUGGAGAGUCCAGAGCAGCCUCUGCCUUCUUCUGAUGAGAUUCUAGUCUGCAAAGAGGACACCGCUGAAGAGGAGGUGGAGAUCUUUCUCCACAGAGCCCUCGGCCAAGGCACUGAUCCAAAUUUGCGGAAGAUUUACUCUCUUGUAAAUCCAGGACUGCUGGGGUAUGAUGUCAGUGUGGCAUUAGGGGAACUUUUUGAGGGUCUUGAGAGAAGUGCCAGCCCACAUUACCGUUUGGUAAUAGUCAGUCCAGUUAUCCACCAGCACAGAUAUGUACCCUCAUUCUUCAGCAACGACAAAGUGCAGGCCUGUGCGAGUGUUAGGCCAGAGUCAGCAAGAAAAUACCUUUAUCAUCACUUCAGACAAAACACAGUCGACCAGAACCUGGUCUCACUGGUGUCCCCACAUCAGCUCUCAGUCUGGAUGGUGUCAUCUUCACGCCCUGCAGUAGGUAAGGAUUAUUGCAGCCCUUGAUUAAAUAACAAAACUAUAGCCUGUGGUUAAAUGCUAUCAUGUAAAAUCUGGUACAUUUGAUUUGUAGUGCCUUUCAGGACAAGAUUCAGUCAAAACAUCUGGAGACAUCUUCUUUCUUUUGACAGGUAAAUCCCUCUACGUGGAUCGUUUGUUUGAGAAGCUUCAGCUGAAGUCUCCCAGAGCAGAGCACAUCACCGUUAGACUCAUAGAGCCUUCUGUGGACGUAGACUCUUUGAUAAAGACUCUAACUGAGAAACUGGAACCCCUGAGAGAGCAAGACCCUGUCCUCCUGCACAUUGACACUGCUGGAGUAAGUAUUCAAUCAUAUGUUUCUGCAGAUGCCUUUUUCUUCUGUUGGUCCGACAGGAGAUGAGUAUUUUAUCACUUUUGUUGCUUACCAGGUUCGCUCAGGUCUGGAGGAGCUCCUGUUCCAUCUGUUAGUCCUUGGCUGUUUAAGUGACAGCCAUGGCAUGCUAUGGAGAAGGAAUAAUGCUCACCUGAUCACUGUUGAAGUCCUGAGAUCAAACCCAUCCAUUCAAAACCAACCAAGACAGGUUACUGUCUUUUCUUCUUUUGUAUUUUAUUUUCUUCAGGCUUCUUUUGAGGCAGAAAAUGUCUUUAAAUUUCAUUCAUUUUCACUUAUUAUCUCUUCAAAUUCCAAUAACAGUAAAGUGUCUUAAGACAAACAUAUCAGUCCUAGCCUUGAAAUAUAACUAAUGAAAUCUUCUCAUGGAUUCAAUGUGCUGACACAGACACACCUUGGACUUCUGGAUGUUCUGCCUACCAUCCACUGUAGACCUCCAAAGGAAGUUAUGGCCAGUCGAGGGGUCCGGUCAAAACACAGCUUUGAUCCACUCAUGGAUGAGCAAGAGUUUUGCAGUGAAGGGAUCCAAAGACCCUAUCAAUACCUGACACUAUACAAAAACAACCAGAAUCUGGAUCCUUUCAAAUACACAGCAGGAUCUAGGCUUGAGGGUCCCAUUGAUUGUAUCAAUGUCCUUCUAUCUUACUGUGGGAUGAAAGACCCUUCUUGGGCUGAGCUGAAAAACUUCUCCUGGUUCCUCAAUGUGCAACUGAAAGACUGUGAGAACUCAAUUUUCUGUGACCGUGAGUUUUUGACUAAUGAGCUGCCAGGUUUCAAGAGCUUCAUCGUGAAGUUUUUGAUACAGAUGGCUCAAGAUUUUGCCUCCCCAUCUCUGGACACGUCUGAUGAAAGUCCCACGCUGCAUAUUGAGAACAGCCAAGAAGACAAUCUCUUGGCCCAAUUAACACUUCGUAAGCGUUGGGAAAACGAGCCUCAUCCAUACAUUUUCUUCAACGCCGACAGGUUCUCAAUGUCAUUCCUCGGCUUUAAUGUGAAGACUGGUCCAAGAAGAAACAUGUGUAGUGCAGUUGAUCCCCACAGUCACAAGAUCCUGAUAGAGGACGUGAUGUCAGAAAACCUUUUUCAGGGUUUGGAACGGCAAAGGAUCCCUCUGGCUGAGAACUUCGAUCUCUUGCCCCGGCCAAAAAAAAUCAAAAGGAUCUCAAGUGUGGUCGGUGCAAAAAGAGGAAUGAUGUCCACAGACUUUGAUCCAGACCCAACAUAUGAGCUCACUGCUGACAACGUGAUGAAGAUGUUGGCCAUCCACAUGAGAUUCAGGUGUGGGAUACCAGUUGUCAUCAUGGGAGAAACUGGCUGUGGGAAAACCAGAUUGGUCAGUUUCCUUUGUGCCCUACAGAGAGAGGAGAGACCUGUACAGAACAUGGUACUGGUCAAGGUACAUGGCGGAACCACCGCAGAGAUGAUCUACAGAAAGGUGAGGGAGGCAGAGAGUCUCGCUGAGAUUAACCAUCAAAGGCACAAGCUGGACACUAUUUUGUUCUUUGAUGAGGCCAACACCACAGAGGCGAUCUUUGCAAUCAAAGAAGUCCUUUGUGACCGGUCCAUGAAAGGAGAACCCCUAAAAACAGGCAGUGGUUUGAAAAUAAUAGCUGCCUGCAAUCCUUACAGGAAGCACUCACCUGAAAUGGUCGAACGUUUGGAGCGAGCGGGUCUGGGAUACAGAGUGAAGGCAGAUGAAACUGAAGACCGUCUCGGCAAAGUUCCUCUUAGGCAGCUGGUCUACAGAGUUCAUCCUCUGCCUCCAAGCAUGGCGUCUUUGGUGUGGGAUUUUGGUCAGCUGAGUGAUUCAACUGAGCUUUCCUACAUCAAACAGAUUGUCGAGAAGAAAGUCAGAGAUCAUCACCUGCCAAUGACCUGCAAGGAGAUCAUUUCAAACGUGCUGGGAGCCUCACAGAAGUACAUGCGAAGUCGCAAAAAUGAAUGCAGCUUUGUGAGUCUGAGAGAUGUAGAGAGGUCCAUGAAAGUGCUGAUUUGGUUUUACCAGCACAGUGACAUCCUGUUGCACAACUGCUCACAUCUCAGUGAGGCUCAUAAAACACUUAAGUGCUUGAUUCUGGCAGUUGGGGUCUGCUACUACCCGUCUCUGGUUUCCAAGGAUGAGUACCUCUCUGUGAUCUGUAGGUACUUCCCUGACCCUCUACGCUCUUCUGAAGCAUUGCAGGAAGUGAUUUCAUCCUGUCAAGAUUUCUUCCUCCAAAACAUCAAGACCAGGGAGACCAUAGCCAAAAAUGUGGCACUCAAAGAGAACGUGUUCCUCAUGGUGGUUUGCAUUGAGCUCAGGAUCCCUCUCUUUCUGGUUGGCAAGCCAGGCAGCUCUAAGUCCCUUGCAAAAACGGUGGUUGCUGAUGCCAUGCAAGGCCAGACCUCCCAUUGUGAUCUGUUCAAGAAAUUGAAGCAAGUCCACAUGGUAUCCUUUCAGUGCAGUCCUCACUCGAGUCCUGAGGGGAUCAUAGGGACAUUCAGGAACUGUGCCCGCUUCCAAAAGGACAAAAACAUGGAUGAGUACGUGUCAGUGGUGGUGCUUGAUGAGAUAGGCCUUGCAGAGGAUUCUCCACAGAUGCCCCUGAAGACACUUCAUCCUCUCUUGGAGGAUGGUUGCAUCGACAAUGACAAGCCAGAUCCACACAUGAAGGUUGGCUUUGUUGGCAUUUCCAACUGGGCUCUUGACCCAGCAAAGAUGAACAGAGGGAUAUUUGUGUCCAGGUGGGAUCCAAGUGAAGAGGAACUUGUUGAAACCGCCAAGGGUAUUUGCUCAUCCUCCAACCAAAUCCUCUUGAAAAUCAAACACCUCUUUCCAUCUUUGGCCAAGGCCUUCUUGAGCAUCUGUAAUGAAACCUCAAAGAACCAGUUCUUUGGACUGAGGGAUUAUUACAGCCUUGUCAAAAUGCUCUUUGCUGCAGUCAAGUCAACACAGCAAGAACCCGAUGGAGGACAGCUGGUGGAGGCCAUCUUGCGCAACUUCAGUGGACAGCCAGAGGUUUUUGACCCUGUCACGUUUUUCCAAGAUAUUCUUCAAAACUUUACACAAGUUCCCAGACCAAGCACUUUGCAAAUGGUGAAAAAGAGUCUCGAUCAUGACACCAACCAGGAGAGCCGUUACCUACUCCUGCUGACCACCAACAAUGCAGCUCUCCACAUCCUCCAGCAACAGGUCUUCGGCAAAGGAGACUACCCAACACCUGAGAUUAUCUUUGGUUCAGGAUUCCCCAAAGACCAGGAAUAUGCCCAGAUCUGUCGAAAUGUCAACCGAGUGAAAACAUGCAUGGAAACAGGGCGCACCGUCAUCCUCCUCAACAUGCAAAACCUUUAUGAAAGCCUUUACGAUGCCUUGAACCAGUACUAUGUCUACCUCAGUAAGCAGCAGUAUGUUGAUCUUGGUCUUGGCUCCCACAGGGUAAAAUGUCGGGUCCAUGCAAACUUCAGAUUGGUGGUAGUGGAGGACCAGAAGAAGGUCUAUGAGCACUUUCCUGUGCCCCUCAUCAACAGACUUGAGAAGCACAGGGUAGACAGGAGUACUGAUCUGGAGCCAUGGCAGCAAAGGGCUCUCUACAAACUGAAGGAGUGGGUGAAAGAGUUCUCAGGUGAGGCGUCAGAGGAUUUCAAGCUGUCUGACAUUUUUGUGGGCUACCAUGGUGACGCCUGUGCCAGUGCUCUCCUGCAAGCACUUGAAAGGAAAGCACAAGGAGUGGACGAGAUUGCAGAAGGACUUCCUCAUCACAGUGAAGAGGAAGAACCAAAUGACACAAAUCCGGAAGAACCAAUGGAGGUGACUGAUAAGGAGGAUGGUCAGCUUCAGGAUGCAAUGGACACAGCAGAGACCGCUGUGAAAGGACAAGCGAGUGAGUCACUGGGUGAGAAUGACAAUGAAUCUGUCAAGGUACAAGAGGAGGAAAACGUAGAGAUGUCUGAAAGCGAAGAAAUGAUGGCGACAGAAAGCACUGCUCAGUCUGCUGGGAAAAACCAAGAAGAAGAGGAAGUCCUCAAUCUGGCUAAAUGUUUCCUACUGAACUGUGCUACCCCUGACGCCGUGGUGAGGCUCAAGUAUUCCGAUUUAGGAAACCAGGAGAAGGAAGAACUCCAGAGAAUGUACUUCAAGCACCAGCAUCACCACUCCCUCCGAGAUUUCCUGGGGUAUUACUUGAACAAGCAUGCAGGGUCCAGGAAGUUUCUGGAGGUAACUCUCAAACCAUGACUCUAUCUUGACUUUAACUAUAACUGAGCAGCAUCACAAAGAUACCUGACACCUUUGUGUUUCUGCACAGAUAACAACAUUCUCCAGCUUGUUGACCAGAUCAGAUGUCAGACAGGUGGCUCACGCCCUUGGACUGCAAACCGACAGAAUCCUCCUGCUCUCGCUCCACCAGUUUGACACUGAGGUCUCCUUCUGCAACAAGAUCCGGUACAAAUGAUUCAGAUCAUGGUAUAAAAUUCUAUUUUUAGUCAUUGUUAUAAAAAUUCACUGUCUUCCUUUUCUGCCUCAGAGGAUUCCUUCAGAGUGCAGGACAAUCUCUUCAGAUCUUGUUAAUCCAGAUGGACCUUGAAGAGUCCCAAUGCAGCGAUGAGCUCAUAGCAUCAGCAAAGUGGGUCUUAUGUUGAUUUUAUGCAUGCUUGGUGCUACAAAGAACAUUUCGGAUAUUUCACACGCGUCUGUGGUUAAACUGCCUUCCAGGUAUUGCACCAUGAAUUAUCUGAUGUCGCUGAAGGAUCCAAGCUGUUGGGUGAUUUUCAUCGUCAAGGUUUCCAGGAUCUCAAGUCACUCUCAGUACACCGGUUUCCAAGGAGGUGGGUAAUAAAGUGGUGUCAUUAUUACAGCUGAGUUAUUUACUGGUUUGAAGUCAUGAUUUGUUUUUUCUUUGUUUUUUAUCUCUAAGGUGUCUGGGAAUCGUUUCAUAUUGAUGACCUAAGGGAUUCAGAGGACAUGAGUAUGAAUCUGAUGGUUUUCUGUGGGACUCUAAUAAGCAACCUGCUCAACCCUGAACCUUCAGGUACGGAAUCUAAAGAGCAUCAAAUACUGUGUUGUGUUACAAGAAGAAUUUUAAAUGGUUUUGUCACUGUCUAAGUUGGGGGGAUCUAAAGCUGCUAAUGCUGAGUUCUAGUUACCUCGUAAACAAGUCAAAAAACCAAGACAGACGCAUUCUGUUAGCCUUUGUUAGCUGUCAUUCGCCGUUGUCAAUUGUUGUUAGCUAGUAUUGUACUCUCACAAACACCAUAGCACCGUGUUCACAGUUAGGCGUUGGGCGGUACAACAUAAACAAAACAGAAGUGCUAAUAAAUAAUACGUCACGAGAGCUUUCACUGUUACUCUUUACUGUUGAUGCACUGCACUGUCUCAAGUCGGGGUUGGUGAGGAUUGUCGGAGUUUCUGGGUCAGAUAUCCGACUUCAGGGGGGGGUUCCAGAUGAAUUUCUAACUGGGAACUUGGAAAUCUAACGUCCAAGUACAAAUGGAACGCAGCAUAAUUUCCAAGUCCAGUUCCAGGAUCAAUCGAUGCUACAAGAAAAACAUGAGCAUUUUGUGUGUUGGUCUUUACAUGCACAUUAUAAAACCUUAUUCUUGGUCUGUCACAGAACACCCAGAGGACGGGGAAACAAGAAAAACUCAAGAUGCUCAGGUAGAUAUAAACAGGGAUUUCAGACUUUUGUUCCUGUUGAUGUGUAUGUGUGAUGCUUGAGCUUUUCUGAUGUCUUUUGACAGGGGGAUGGAGCUCACCUACACAGGCUGUCUUUGGUGAGAUCAUGUGUCCAAAAAGCCGUGGGUUUGCUGAGAGACCCCGAUGGGAAAACGUCUCGAAGCAUGCAGCGGAUGCACAUCCUCCUGACUCUUCUGGGAGCUGGUGGAAGCCAAAUCGGAGGUAAUAACCAUCUUCUGAGUGCUGUGUUUAGUCUCUGUAAUGAUACUUUUAAACUGACGGGGUCCUAUGAGGUUUGUUGGGAUUCCUCUAAAGACAGCCUGCAGCGAAUCCAUUCAAUGGAUCGUUUUUGCGAGUUUCUGGUUGAUACAAGCUUUAUAUAUAUAUUUUUUUAAAGCCCACUUCCAGGAGGUGCUCUUGGGUAGACUGGCAAAAGCCCUGGCUCAGAGAGAAGAGAUGAUGGGCUCUCCCAAAGAAUGGAUGACCAGAGAGGCGAAGAAACGCCAGGCUCUGCAGGAAGGGGGGACUCUGAGGUAAAGGUGCUCGGCAGGAUGAGUUUGAAGUCAGGAGAAAAUGGUUUGGAGUAACGGUUUCAAUCAUGUUCUGCCUUCUUUUGUGUUAUAAACUUACAGACACACCCUCUGGCGCUGUCUUCAGUCCACUGUGACCCCGGUCUUGGCCAGCAUGUUGGAAGUGGUGGACAGAUAUGCGAACUUGGACCUGCUCUGUGAUGAGCGUUUCAGCCAGGGCCUGAAAACGCUCUGGUUGGACAUCUUUGCUGAUUCACAGGUUUUGGACCUUAGACCCGUCCAGAACCAAAGGUACUGAGGAUGAUUUCCUCCUUGUUAUUCCCACUGUGAUUUAAACAACCAAAAGGCUUCAUUUGAUCCUAGUAUUCCUGUUUCCAGUGAGUCCGAUCAGGAGGUUCUGGUGCAGCACUACUUCAUGUUGGAUGGUGAAGAGCAGCCGUGUGCUGCUGCGUUCAGCUGGCUCCUCAGAGUUCACCUGGAGAGUCUUUGGGAAGAGUCGGAGUUCAUGCCAGGUUUGUCUUUGUGACCAAACCUUUCACUUUAUUAUUUUACGCUGUGGUCUUUUUUAUGAUUGUUUUUUGCUCUUCAAAUCGAUCAUCAGUGAGUUCAGAGAGCGGCACAGAGAGGUUUCUCCCGUUCGUGAACACUUUCAACAACAGCCGGCUGGGCGCUCACUUCCAGAAACUCUCAGAGGAGGAGAGACUGGAGUACGGACACCUCUACCUCCAAGACUUUCUGCUGCUGUCUUUAAAGAUCAAGUCAAAGGACGAGCUCAGGGUACGAGCAGCGUGAGCCUCAAAUUCACAUGAAACAUACUUGAGGAACAAAUGAGUGAACCAUCUGACUUUCCUCGUCACAGGUCUUCACCAGAGCCAUGCUGGGCUGCGUGUCUGACCUCCAGAGGACCACAGGUGUUGUCGCUGAGCUCUCACCUGCUUGGAUUCAUGCUGCCGCCAAACAUUUCGCCCCCAGACUGGACGCUCUAGGCCAUUUGUUCCUGCUGCAGCCUCAGCUGGCGUCUGAAGUCCUCCAGCAGGGGUCAAAGAGAGACCAGCAGGAAAUGGUGAGGACUGGUUUUGUUUGAAGGAUGGGUCGGUUUGAUGUCCACUCUUUGGAUUCCCUCUUGAAGAGAAGAGUGUCUUUUAUUUUGACAGGUUGAGGAUAUUCUCGCUCUCGGGGUCUGUGUCGAACAGACCAAACUCCUGACUCUGACGACUCAGCAGGAGUGCGAGUCCUUCGUGAGCAGAGUGGAGUUUGUGCAGCCGUGUCUGGACCGAGUCUUUGCUCAGAAGUACACCAGCCUGUGCGGCUCCAGCUGUCUGCAGCAUCUGGACUCCAUCAGGUGAGAGCAGUAAGGUUAAAGACAGAAACUAUAAUGUUUAUAAAAUCAAUUAUUGACCUCCUUGUUUCUUUUUCAGGUCACUGUGGCGAGGGAUGCUGGUGGUCGCAUCUUUCAUCCAGAACGUCGUAUUUAAAAUCCAACAGAGCGACUCGAGACUGAAAGAGCUGUCUCUGAAACACUGCAACCUUCACCUGAGUGUGAGUCAAACCAGUUCAGGAGCCGGAGUUUAGUGUGGUUAGACUAAAUUUAUGAUUCAGAUGUGACCGGGUAUUAAUGCCGGGGGAAGGUGACACACGAUCCAGAAAAGCAGCGAGUUCUUGGGACCAAAGCCUGUUUGUUCCUGUAACCCAUGUGACUGUCCUGGGUCAGAUUUUUGUGUUUUGUUUUGUUUUUCUAAUCAGCUGAUGCAGGAAUCACCUGAUGUGAGGAACGUAGAGACUCUGCAGCAGCUGAUCCGCAUCCUGAACGGUUUUCAUGAUGAGUGUAUCAGCAGGGAUCUCAGGUCAGGAUCUCUCACCUGUUUUUCAGCUCACCUUUUAAUGAUAAUGAAUCGCUAAUGAAUCUCUCCUGGUAUGUAUUUCUGUAAAGGUUCGGUAUUUCCUGCCCAGUUUGUCUCAUGGAGCUCACCGAGCCGACCGUCCUGCCCUGCCAGCAUGUCUUCUGUUUGCCGUGUCUCCAAAAAUGCGUCCACCCAGACAGACGGUCUUGUCCCAAAUGCAGGGCAGAGCUGCCGUCUGACUUCACGCCGACUGUUUCCCUCACAGUCAGGUUAGUUUAGAAAAGUAACUCAUAGAAAUAAAGAUAAUGUCGUCUGAAAUAUUUAUUUAUCUGUGACUCUUUCUCAACUGUUUCAGGGCUUCACUCCAGCAGCAGGCGGGGAUCAGGGACUGCUGUAACUCCUUCUUCCUGGAGGUGGUGUCCAGGUUCUGCCUGUCAGAGGGGCAGACGCCUGCAGAGGAGCUGGUGGAGCUGCUCUUCUCCUUGCUUGUUUCUGCCAACGGUCAGGAAAGAGAAAAAAGUUACUGAUGAUAACCGGGGAAGUGUUAACGCCUUGGUUAGAAAGUACUGACCACCUUAUUUCUUGGCGUGAUGCAGGUGACGUGUACAGGACCAGAGAGCUCACCCCCUUCCUGGAGUGUGUGGAUAACAGUCCGGUGGUUCGAUCUGUGCUUCCAAAACUGCUGCUGCAACACAGGUGAGGGUGUGAAUGAAGUGAGCGUGCACAGGAGAUUUACUAAGAGGCGGAAAAACACAAGAUUCCUCCGUGUUUUCAGAUGUCAUGUUCAAGUUCAGCACUUUGGAGAAGGAAAAACUAAACUGAAUUAGUUUUGCAAGAGGAGUAAUUCAUCAGGUCACAUUUAGUCUUUUUUUAUGGUCUCAUAUCAGCGUUGCAUCAGAAAGAAUAAUGGAAUAAUUUCGUUUCAAAAGCAGUUUAUUGCAGCAGUGAAAGAGAAGCAUAAAUUUCCCUCAAAUGUAAACAAUUGUGUAAGAGUCGCCCCCUGGUGCCCGUAUGUCUAAAUAAACGCCGUUAAAUCGCCCUCUUACAUCUGUCUUUAGCUAAUAAAACAUCAUGAAAUGCUCCUUUUUCUGUGAAAUGUGUCUGAAAAGUUGUGGUGUUGCUUCGAUAUUGAGUGUUUUGAGUCUCAGAAUAUGAACCAAAUUUUUGCUGCUGGAUCAAAUCUUUGUAUUCUGACUUACAGACAGAUUCUGUUGAGUCUUUUUAUACAUCUGUGUAAGUAUUUGAAGAUACCAGUGAAGUGUCUGUGUGUCUGUUUCUGCGUGUAUUUGAGAAUAAUAAGGGUGUCUUGAGUCUGAGAUCGGCACUGUAUCGUUGUGAAUGAAGACGAGGGAAAAGCCGUAAAACACGAGGAGCUUCUUCAAUGUAGUAAAAAUUUUGUUUGAUCUUUUAGUUUUGAGCAGGUGAAGAUCCACAUCCAGACCUACCUGAGAAAUCUGGAGGAGAACCUGCUGAGCAAAGAGGACCAGACUGAACUCUACCUGCUGUUCGUCAACUGUUUCCAGGUAAGAAACCAUAAAACUAAUAAAAGUCAUAAUCCUGGACUCCUCUGGACCAUCUGACGACAGAGUUUUUUCUGUUUUCUCAGGACUCUCUGCUCUGCUCAGAGGCCAGAAACAACGCAGAACAAAGUCAGGAGCAGCAGAUGGAAGCAGACACCAAGUUCCUGAGCAGAGCUGCGAGAAAACAGACUCCAGAGAGACGAGAAGACCCGACAGAGUUCCUGCUCAACACGGCGCGGCUGAGGAUCUGUCUGAGCGCUGCUGCACAGCUGCUGAAGAGAGCUGCAGAAGGUUUCUGAUACUGAGCUCCAUAUAUGCAUGUAUUAGUGAGAAUGCCCUGAGACGGUCUUCUGUACUGAUGUGUGUGUCUGUGGAUGAAACGCAGGCAGAGUCGGAGAGGUGGAGGCGAAAUACCUGCAGCAGGUGAGGGCGCUGUGUGAGUACAGCGGGAACGACUGGAUCAGGGUCUACCUGCUGCGAGCUCUGAACAGGGUCUCAGGUGUGGAGUCCAUCAUGUCCCUGAUGAACAGUCUGGCCUGGAGGUGGAUCUUUCCUGCAGAACUCCUUCGACUUCAGGUAAGAAGAGAUGCAGAGCUCCUGAUUUGGAUGAAACCUGAAACCUGGAAAGUUUUUAGUUUUUUCCUGAGAAAUAAUGAAAAAUUAUUACAGCUAAAGAAUUAAUAAUGUGAGCUUUAUUAAAAACGUUUAUUGAAUCAGUUUAAAAUGUUGUGAAAGGAAAAUUAAAACUAAAAUUAUGUUUUUACCCUGAAAGAGGACGAUACCGACCAACAUGGACACCUUCCUCUGCUGUGGGACGUCUUACCGGGACUUGAGAAAUGCUGUAGUCCAGGUUUUGGUGGAAAACAGAUCUGACACCUUCAAGACUAAAUUACAGGUCAGAUAACCUCCAAUUUAUUUACAUCAGACACAAAUAUAAAAUAAGGAUCAUUUUCUACACUGUUGUGGCUUUUUAUGACCACUAGAGGUCACUGUGGUUAAAUAAAUGCAUAUUGCACUCGGGCAGUCAAUGAAACGUGGGGUAAUUUCUUUUAAAAGUUUAGUGUAAUGCCCCUUUAGUUUCUUUUAAACACUUGAAUAAGUUUUAAAAACUCAACAUUUGCAGUUGUAAAAGAGGAAAAGACACUGGCUUCUGUUUCUGUUUUUCAUUUCUGCUGUUUUAUCUCCUCUGCAGAAGCUCAGAGCUCCUCAGAUCAGCCUCCUGCCCCUCGCCUUGUUCAGACAGGUCACCUGCCGCUACAGAUCACCUGACGUCAACAUCCAUCCCAGGCCAGAGGUCACUCAGCGCUCGUUUUCUCAUGUGAAUUGUGUUUAUUGUAAAGUUACGUCAGUUUUUUCUAACAUGUGAUCCUUUGUGAACCCACAGGAGAGAAGAAGACUAGAGGAGCUCCUCAAAAACAUCCAAGUUCAAGAGUUCAAGAGUUUCUGUUCAGGACUUCUGUCAAACCAGAUCAGUGGACCGGGUUCAGGCCUGAGCGUCAGUGCAAAUCUUCCUGCCCAGAGACGGACCCUCCUGGAGCUGCUGGUCCAUCUGGACUCGGUGCUCCUCGGUGGGAAUCCUCUGCUGGUUCCUCUUCACCGGAUUGCCUUCCAGCCUCAGAACGUGAUGGUGAGAUACUUCGGUUUUCUUGAUCCAAGGAUCACAAACUCGAGGUCUAAAUACACAAACAAAGACCGCGUCCAAAUACGUUAAAACUAAACCGUACUGUUUCUGCUUUUCCUUCAAGAACUCCUUUCUGCCGACCAUGCCGGAUGAUCACACCAGUGAGGUCAGCCAGUGGUUAACUGGAGAGAGGAAAGUGGAGAUGUACUGUAAGUAUCCGACUCUGUGUCAGUAAAUCUCUGCCAGUCAGGAUGUUAAUGAUGUCUUCAUUUUUUCCAGUUUGUGCGAACGGACAUCCGUGUUUCGUCGGAGAGGUAUGGUCUGAUUUUGUUGUGAGUGCUCCUUCAGAAAGAAAAACAAAUUUCACAUCAUGUGCUUCUGUGUCGUCCUGCAGUGUGGUAGACCGGUGGUUGAAUCAAAAUGUUUUUGUGGACUUCCAAUCGGAGGACAGAAUCAUAAACCAGUCCAAGGAUUCACCAAACACACCGGAUCCAGGUACCAAACUCUGUAACCAGCUCAGUAACAGAAGCAGUAUCAUAAUGAUUUUAUUCCUAAUUUAUUCUCGUAAUUUAACGACUUUAAUCUUGAAGUCUAAUUUUUUUUUCCUUAAUGUGGCCUUAAUACUCCGUCAUAGAUAAGACUGUAUGAAAUCAAAUUAUGUUAUUUAGAUGAACUCCAUGCAACAGCAGGUCCAUUUGUGCUCUCUAACGCGGAUAAAAUGUGAAAUUUAUGGACAAUUUAUCACAAAUAAAUGUAAAGUUAACAGAGUAAAUGUGCAUGUCCAAACUUUAAUGUCGAUAACUCUCCUAUAUACGGUCAAAAACGUGUUUCAUCAUCGAGUCUGUUUGUGCGUUUUAGCAUCCGAGAUCAAACUCGAACGGGACAUAUCCUGGGAGAGGCUAGACGGAGGUCAGAGGCCCCUGAGAGGCAGAUGACCUACGCUCAGUCCUGCGUCCUGAGGCUGCUGACACACCUCGCCAUGCUCCAAGGAGCUCUGAGAAACCAAAGAGUAAAACCUGAACCAGAUCCAUCCAAUAAACCGAGCGCUCUUUUUGACAAGAUUUAAAAUCAGCUGUUUUUGUCUGUAGGGAGUCGGUGACAUGAUCCACCCCAGACCAGCUAAUGUCCUCACCUUCCUGUGGAGCCACCUUGAAGUGGACUUAAAAGUACUAGGACAAACUUUGGACCAGAACCCGGAAAACACUGCAGUGACAGUUCACCUGAUCCUGAAUACCUGUGCAGGUGACUCAUCAACUCUUCAUAUAAGCUAGUUUUGUUUACAGUAGCUGUAUAAUUAACUCUGCUGCAUGUUAAUGCAGGUUCCCACGCUGCAGGACAGGACCUGUCCUCCAGAGAAGGACGACAGCAGUGGGAGAAGCUCGUCUGUCAAUCUGCCAUCAACCCAGUCGUUCAGGUACAGCAGAGCAGGGACGUCUUUAACCCGCUUUAAACUGGAAACAGUCCAAGUGAUGCUUUUAGAAGACAGACUCAGAACAAACUGUGUUACUGUGCUUCGAGUUUGAGCGUUUUUACGCUGCGUUCCAUUUAGAGAGCUGGGUCAAUGACAUCACAAUCAAGAUGGCCACGUUCCAAAUAUGAGUCAGACACUUGGCUCCUGAUGUUGUUAGCAUUGUUAUCUAAUACUAGAUCACAACAACAGACUGUGUGACAGUUUGUGCCUGAGAGCGUUAGAACAACAUUUGUACAGACAGAAAAUUCACUGUGUCAUCGCUGUGAUUGAUUUAUGACAAAGAAGUCAAACAUGAUGAAAGGGGAACCUGGCGUCUCUCUGAGUUUCAGAGUCAGCGUCCUGACACUCUGGAUGAUGUAACAGACUUCUGAAAGUACUAUUGACUGUUGUCUGUGCAGACGAGCUUUACUUAAAGGGAUAUUCCGGCGUAAAAUUAAUUUAGGGUCAAUCACACCAGUUAGACACCCUUUUAAGAGAUAAAUAUUGCCGACCGCUUGCUUCUCUUGUUAAAUCAACUUUAGUAACGACUGCAGGAUAGAGUUGACUCAUUUCUUUAGCAAAGAGACUAAACACAACUCACCUACUCUCUUCCAGCAGCCGCUUGUUUGUAGAGAGACCUCAGGCCAGUCCAUUACGGACUACAGCGGAGUGCCGCAGCUCAAGGAAGAACAUUUAUGAUCAGUUCUUUAUAAUUUCUUUUAAGUAACAAUCACCAUAUUAAUCAUUUUACAGACGUGGUAGUUCUUCUGCCUUAGCGUCUCGGUCUGAUUGUAUUUCCAUGAAGAAAACGCCGGAAUAUCCCUUUAAGAGGGAAAUCAAGCUCAAACUUUACAGUGAUCACAGAAUCUUGAAAUAAUUUACCCGUACAUUUAGUCUGUUAUCACUCUGACAUUACUAUUGUUGUAAUAAUUUGGCAUUAAAUCAGGCUCAACCCCUAGAAAAAGCUGGAUAUGAAUUUCACUGUCAGGAUUAGAGUGCAGUUCUGUGCAGCAGAGAGCAGAGAUGCUAACAGCUCAUUUCCACAAUCAGCUGCAAAACCAGAGCAAACUGCAGCACUUCAUGGGUGUUCAGUGUUUGAGUUUGAGGAUCCUAAAAAAGUCUUUUAUUUAAUUUUGAUAAAUAAUAAAGGUUUACUGACCCCCAAUUUUCACCGCAUCCGGAAUGACUCCACUGCGAAAAAAGGCGCCGAUUUUCGCCAUACGCCAUGUCCUACCAGAUGCGUUUGUGAGGCAUGUUUCAUGGCAGAUUUUAGACAUCGGGAAUCACAAGAACUUACAAGAACCAGCGGAUUCACGUUCAAUCACGCGAUAACGAGUUGUCUCUAUAUAGACAGACACAUAGACAUAUAAGCAGUAGAUUGUAAUCAAGAGGAAAGAAGAGACAGAUUCACCUUUUGUGUAUCGAUCCUUAAAUUUUCCUUUUCUAGAAUCUGCAGAAGAAACUGUCUGAAGCUCAGGAGAGAAUCAACGACAGUGACGGCCUCUCUGGAAGUCCCCUCAUGUGUCUCCUCUUCGGGGAUCCGGGAAGCAUGUUGCCCCUCCCCUCUGACUGUCCCACUCAUCGCUCCUCUUUCUGGACUCUCCCCGAGACGAUGACGGUGGAGCGUCUCUUUCAGUUGGUGGGACAAGCCGAGGAGAACGCUCUUCCUCUGCUGGUCACGUUCCUCAGAAAGGUCUUUGUCUCAUGUGUCGUCCUUUUUUCUGAGCGAGAGACGAGGAGGAUUCAUCUCUAACUCUGUGUGUGUCUCUCAGGUACGCUGUGUGAGGCAGGUACACCACCUACCUGAGCUGGUUGCUCUUCAGUCAGACCUGCUGAGAGUGUUUCCUCUCAAGUCCUACACCACACCUCAGACUGUUGCUCAGGUGUUCGAGAAGAUACCAGCAGGUACGUCUUCAUCAUCACAGUUUUAUCACAUGAGGAACAACCAAACACCUGACAGCUCACAGUCUGAGCUUCUUCUUCUUCAGGAUACCAGAAGAAGAAGCUGCAGGAGAGGGUGGAGAGGUUCUUCAGCGUGUGGAACGGUCUGAGAGCGGAGGUGGCGAAUAACUGUAAGAGUUCAGUCUGAGUGUGCAGCAUCUAUGUUGGAGUGAAGGGUCCGAUAGAGUUCAGGGUCAGCUGUGGUGGUCUUUGUUGAUCUUGUGUGUUCGUAUCUAUAAUUCCAGCCGGAGACCUCGGUGUGGACGUGAAGUUGUGUGAAGAGGAGCUGACGGCCGAGAGCUCCGGAGAGUUUCUGACACCGAGUCGACACGGACCGGGAUCAUGUCUCCAGAUUCUGGUGGAUUUUCUGGUAAAGACUCACAACAGCCUGGUGAGAGAGGCCCGCAGAGUGAGCCGCCAAGAGGACAGGUCAGCAAACCCGAUCCAGAGAAAACCACCAACCGAUCAGAGGCGUCUUUGUCCUAAUCUGAGGUAAAAACUGUUUUUUUCUCUCCUCAGUGAAUACAGCGUCCCUUUAGAAAGGAUUUCAGAGACCCAGCUGACCCUGUGCCACCCUGAGAGGGAGCUCCUGCCUUUGGUUUUGGCCCACUGUCACUACACCCUGAAGAAAGGUGGAGAGACCGGCAGCAGCUACAACCUGCAGGGCAUCCAGACUCAGCUGGCCCGUCGCUUUUUUGUGGGGAAACCUCUCAUCCAAGCGGUAAAAAUCAAAGAUACCGAUGAGCAGCAUGCAGCUGAAGUUCAUGUCAAACCUGCAGCUGAUCAGCACUGUCGUUGUCUUUGUUUCCACUCAGGACUCAUCCAGGUACCUGAACAGACACCUGCAGGACUUCUCUGUGGUUCUGGAUGAGGUCAGAGGGAGGAUUCCUCAGGUAAGACCACUUCACUAAAGUCUUCAUCUGGAACGGACUGAAGCCAGACUGAGAUUUUCCACAGUAGCUCCUGGUGCAGGAUUUUGUGAGGCCACUUAGUCCGAGGUCAAAUUCCUCCCCUCAUCCUGCUGACGGUUUCUGUGUCUGCACCACAGGAGCCUCUGAAGGGUUCAGUGAGCAGCUCCAUGAAGACGGCGCUGCGCUCCUUCACCGACGUUUGUGACGCCGUGUUUGUGGUGGAGAUCGGCCUCCGCAUUCUUGGAAAGACGGGUGGAGAUCCUCAGUGUCAGCUUCUGUCCUUUCUCGCUGAUUCACUGCAGAUGAAACCGCAGAUUUCAAGCUCCGUAGCCAAGGUACGAACCUCCAGAUCAGGGAAGCAGCGUGGACCUCUCUGUAGACCUCAGACCAGGUUUUUUAGAAUGUGCUGUUUCAGGAUUACAUCUGUUUAUUUUGUAUUUGAAGGGUCUUGGAGAGAGCAGACUGGAGCACAGCGUUUUCACCUGGCAGCUUCUCACCUCCUGGAAAUCUGAACUUAUGCUGAGCAGGAAGCAGGUGAGUAUCAAAAACAUCCUUGAGUCCAGUAAAUGAAGGCUCCAGUGAGGAACUCUUGGAUUGGAUUAGGAUUUACGCUGCACAUUGUUGCCUCAGAGGACUAAGUGUUAACGUUGUUAUCGUAUUAAAUUUUGGUAAGACUUAAAUCCUGGUUUUGUUGAAGGACCCCUUUCAGACGCUGCCCUCAAAGUUCCAGCUGAAGCUGUCUGAGGAGGAGAGGAGAGGUCUGAAGGUUUUCCUCGCCGCUGCAGACGUCCACACUUUCACUUUGGAGCUGCAUGAAAUCCUUCUGCUGAAGACGAGCGACGCUGUGCAGGACGAGGGUUACCAAGCACACUGGGAGUAAGUGCAAAACCUUCACCACCUCUCUGCGGUUAAAACAUCAUAACUCCUCCUGGAGAUGCUAAAAUCAUCUGUGUUAUUGAUUUAUUUCAGUUUACUUUGGAUGUAUGUGUAGACAUAACCUCAUCUUUAAAAAGGUCUUUCUGUUGUCUUCAGCAUCAAGUCCACUGUAGAGGUCCAUUUGGAGCAGAAAGACCUUCCACCCCUGCUGGGACUGGAGUCUUUCCCUGAGGACUUGACUCUUGGACAGGGGGCUGACGUGUGGAGGACAGCUGUGGAGUUUAAACGAAGAUAA
This is a messenger RNA of Xyrichtys novacula (pearly razorfish), 29965 nucleotides long. The record is from the annotation of a GenBank genome assembly. NCBI's taxonomy places the organism in Eukaryota, Metazoa, Chordata, Actinopteri, Labriformes, Labridae.